This is a messenger RNA of Hibiscus syriacus, 1241 nucleotides long. Its product is annotated as basic leucine zipper 61-like. NCBI's taxonomy places the organism in Eukaryota, Viridiplantae, Streptophyta, Magnoliopsida, Malvales, Malvaceae. Gene Ontology annotation, molecular function: DNA binding; DNA-binding transcription factor activity. Gene Ontology annotation, cellular component: nucleus. Gene Ontology annotation, biological process: positive regulation of DNA-templated transcription. The record is from RefSeq and is a predicted model, not a curated record.
UUCGAAUGGCGCAAUUACCUCCAAAAAUACCCAACAUGACCCAAAAUUGGCCUUCAUUCCCGCACCAAAGAUUGCCCGCUAUGCCAAACUUUGUUUCCACCACCAUCAAUGACUAACCACCACCCUCCUGGGUGGAUGAGUUCCUUGACUUCUCGUCGGCACGCCGCGGGGCUCACCAUCGUUCCAUCAGUGACUCCAUUGCUUUCCUCGAGCAACCAUUGAUGGAAGAAUGUAGGGACUCCAACAACAAUAAUAAUAAUAGCAACAACAAUGCCAUGAUGACCGAGACCAAUGUGUUCGACCGCCUUGAUGACGACCAGCUCAUGUCUAUGUUCUCCGACGACGUCGCCAUCACCAUGGCUGUUGCCCCGACCGUAUCCUCGUCGAACCCUUCGACGCCGACGUCGGAUCAAAACAGCAACAACGAUGAGAAACCGGUGCCGUCGCUAUAUCUGCAACAGCCCAAGAAUGAACCGGGAGAGGUGGAGAGCUCAUGCAAAACUGAACCACAAGCUACUCAGCCUCCAUCGAACUCCAAUGGCGACUCCAUCGUUGAUCCGAAGAGGGUAAAGAGAAUUCUGGCAAACCGGCAAUCAGCACAAAGAUCAAGAGUGAGAAAGCUGCAAUAUAUUUCAGAGCUUGAAAGGAGCGUCACAACAUUACAGACUGAAGUAUCAGCAUUAUCACCAAGGGUUGCAUUCUUGGAUCAUCAAAGACUGAUUCUCAAUGUUGACAAUAGUGCUUUGAAGCAAAGAAUUGCAGCUUUGGCUCAAGACAAGAUUUUCAAAGAUGCUCAUCAAGAUGCAUUGAAGAAGGAAAUUGAGAGACUAAGACAAGUCUAUCAGCAACAACAAAGCCUCAAGAAAAUGAACAACAGCAAUAACAACCACCAUGCACCGUCCCAACAGAUACUGCCACCGCCGGAGAAUGAAGAACUACUUAUGAGUUGAUCAAAGAAAUGGCAGUUAUAAGUUCUGGUGCAGAAAAGUAAAAUAAAAAUAAAUAAAUAUGCAAUAAAGCUAUCUAACAAUGGGGUUGGGGGGCAAAUUAUUUUUUUCAUGUUAUGUGUUUCCCAAUUGCUGUUUUUCUAUUAGUGUAGGGGUCCCUAUAUGACAAAAAGGAAAAAUUGAAGGGGCUGAAAAAAGGGACACGUGGGAUGCUAAGAUAGGAGGGUGACAUUUUAAUUCUUUUUUAUUUUUUAAAAUUGAUUAAUUAAUAUUAUUGUGUGGGUUUUGUUUGGG